GCGGAGCGGAGGGGGCGGACGGGCCCGGGACACCGCCUCGCCUUGGGCUGCUGCUGCCGCUCCUUCCCGUCCCGUCCCGUUUUGUCCCGUUCCCUCAUGGCGCUGGAGCGGACGGGCACCGGCCCCUCCCGCCGCCCGCUCCGGCCUCCCCCGCCCCCGUCUCCUCUUGGCUCGCCGCUCCCGGCGGGGAUGUGAGAGGGGCCGUGACCGCAGAAACCUAACUUCUAAAUACUUAAGAAGUGAUUUCCUCUGGAUUUUGAAACAAAAUUGUGAGUUUAUAUGGAAGAAAUGCUGCAACUGUUCUCAAACUCCAUUACAGACUGAUUUCAAUUGUUGCAUCAUAUUUUGUUGAGUAACAGAAGUUCUGCUCCUUAUUGAUCAAUGUGACAGUGUUCAGUAGUUUACGAGAUGAGCCAAACUCGUGGGAAGUAUGACUUCUGUAUUGGUCUGGUGUUGGCUAUGAGUUCCAGCAUUUUCAUUGGAGGAAGUUUCAUCCUGAAAAAGAAAGGUCUCCUCCGGUUAGCCAGGAAAGGCUCCAUGAGAGCAGGUCAAGGUGGUCAUGCAUACCUUAAGGAAUGGCUGUGGUGGGCUGGACUUCUUUCAAUGGGAGCUGGAGAAGUAGCGAACUUUGCUGCCUAUGCUUUUGCACCAGCUACGUUAGUGACUCCUCUAGGAGCUCUCAGUGUUCUUGUAAGUGCCAUUCUGUCGUCCUUCUUUUUAAAUGAAAAACUUAAUUUACAUGGAAAAAUAGGAUGUUUGUUAAGUAUACUGGGAUCAACUGUGAUGGUAAUUCACGCUCCACAAGAGGAAGAAGUAGAAACUUUGGAUGAAAUGUCUCACAAACUAGGUGAUCCAGGUUUUGUGGUCUUCGCAACGCUGGUUGUCAUUGUGUCUUUAAUCCUAAUAUGUGUGGUGGGACCUCGCCAUGGACAGACCAACAUUCUCGUGUACAUAACAAUUUGCUCUGUAAUUGGAGCCUUAUCAGUCUCCUGUGUCAAAGGUCUGGGCAUCGCUAUAAAGGAACUUUUUGCAGGAAAACCAGUGCUGAAACAUCCCUUGUCUUGGAUUCUGCUGCUAAGCCUUACUGUCUGUGUGAGCACGCAGAUCAACUAUUUAAACAGGGCUCUGGAUAUAUUCAACACUUCAAUAGUGACUCCAAUAUAUUAUGUCAUCUUUACAACAUCUGUUUUAACUUGUUCUGCCAUCCUUUUCAAGGAAUGGCAACACAUGGCGGCUGAUGACAUUCUCGGCACCUUCAGCGGCUUCCUGACUAUUAUUGUGGGGAUCUUUUUAUUGCAUGCCUUCAAAGAUGUUAACUUCACCCUAGCAAACCUGCCCCUCUCUCUGCGGAAGGAUGAUAGAGCAGCAAAUGGCACUCUGCUGAGCACAUAUGACAGCUUUAAUGAUGAUGAAGAAAGUUCUGCCUGCCUAGGUGAAAUGCAAUCCAGUGAGAGUCUCUCAGCCAGGAGAAAUGGAAGCCUAUCAGCUUUCUGAAAAUAUCUACGUGUUACUUAAGAAAAGAACAAUUCUGUAACCCUGGAAUUUUUUUUUUCUGCUGUGAAAUGUCUGAGCUUGUCUGGAAAUUCAUGUACUUUUUAACAGUAUGUGUAGACAAUCGUUGAUUUUUGAGUUCAAUUAGUUUGGAUAAAGAACACUGAAAUGUUUUUUAUUUGCCUUAUUUUUACUUUAAAAAGUACUAAAAUGACCUCAGACCACAAAUGGUUUUGUUGCUUAAGUUAUGUGUAAAUACUUUCAUUUCAUUCUUCUGUUUUUAAGAUGUAUUGCACUAAUUACAAUUUUAUCAAAAAUAAAUGGCUUUAUUUCUGCAUUGGUGGUAAAAAGGUUGCAGUGAACCUGGAUCCUUUGUACCUGUGCCCCAACUGACCAUGGAGUGACUGUAACCAUAUUGAAACAGGAGCUGCAGCAACUACUCCUGUCCUGGUUUGUAAAAGAGAAAAGGGAAGGCUACAACCAAGCACAACUGAUCCUUCAAAAAUACUGGUUAGGUAAAGCUGUGUGCAAAACUUGCUGGAUUUGCAUGAAAAAAGCCCAGCUCUACCAAAUCAGAGUAACUGGCUAGCAGAAACAGGAAGGCAGGAUCUGUGCUCUGCAUGGAUAGGUGAGAUAGUACCUCCUGCCAUGACAAUUUAUGCAGAAGGAAGGAUGUGAAUCAUUACUAAUAGUUAAAAAAGCUGCUCCCUCUUCUGUAACAGAGGUCAGGUUCUGUCUGUGCUGCACCAUGCUGCCCUGGCUCUGCAGACUUGUUCUGUGUGCCUGAUGUUACAGCUUGAACUACAGAAUUGCUAUUUUGUUUGCAGCAACACAGGCAGUAGCUGCAACACUGAGUUUUUCAAAAAGAGCCAAAAAAAUUAAACAUUAAUGACAUUGCUUAAAAACAAAAAAGGGUAGGGGUGAGGCAGGUAGGUGGUAAUUCACUUUUGUAAAGGCAGGAAAUAAAAAUUAGGGAAGGUUUUUAAAAACUUUCUACCAUGCAUGUCAAAGUUGGAAAUACUUGGGACAGAUACUGAUUAGUUACUGCUGGAUGUUGUUAGGUUUAGUGCUUAGUGUUUAAGAGAAAUUAAGAUAUUUUUUUCCUGGAAUAGAAAAAAAAAACCAAGUUACCACCUGUGAAACAAAAUUCUGCUGCCUUCCUUUGGUAUGAGUCACAACACACAGGAGAGGUGAAGGUGUCAAACAAGAAAAAGGUUUUUAAUAAGAACUAAUUGGAAAUUAAUAAGUUCUACCUUUUGUACACCUUGCUGCGUUUUUCCUUUUAGGUAGGAAAGGUUAUACCAGGCAAAGAAUAUUUAGUUUCUAUCAAGUCUGUAAUCCUUCUUUAAAAAAUAAUAAAAAUUUGUGUUAUAAAAAUGGGAAACAAACA
Messenger RNA from Parus major (Great Tit), 2881 nucleotides. It is a transcript of the gene NIPA2, whose product is annotated as NIPA magnesium transporter 2. Bases 409 to 1494 code for a protein of 361 amino acids. Gene Ontology annotation, biological process: magnesium ion transport. The transcript has 8 exons. NCBI's taxonomy places the organism in Eukaryota, Metazoa, Chordata, Aves, Passeriformes, Paridae. The record is from RefSeq and is a predicted model, not a curated record. Gene Ontology annotation, molecular function: magnesium ion transmembrane transporter activity. Gene Ontology annotation, cellular component: membrane.